Xylona heveae TC161 is the source of this 1539-nucleotide messenger RNA. RefSeq lists its product as hypothetical. NCBI's taxonomy places the organism in Eukaryota, Fungi, Ascomycota, Xylonomycetes, Xylonales, Xylonaceae. The record is from RefSeq and is a predicted model, not a curated record. Gene Ontology annotation, cellular component: nucleus. The coding region runs from base 139 to 1299 and encodes 386 amino acids. The transcript has 2 exons.
AUUUGUAUAGAGAAGCUCAUCCACGGCAAUCUCCAUUCCCCGCGUCAUUUGCCCGCCUGACGCGAACUCCACGCGUUUUCCCCCACAAAGCUACGGAGUACUCGCCCUGGAAGCCAUUGGCCUGCGAUCUAAGCUAUCAUGUCUGACUCGGAAGCGUCCGACGCCACCCCAGGCUCACCAGUACUUGAAAAGGGUCUCCGCGAUGUCGUCAGGGCGGUAUUUACUGCCUCAACCUUUCAGCCCGAGGAGCUGACGGUAAGGCGCAUGCGCGCGGCGGCCGAAGAUGCUCUCAGUCUCCCUGCCAAUUUCUUCAAGAAGCACGAUGAAUGGAACCAAAGGAGCAAGGAGAUCAUACAAUCCGAAGCUGAAGCUCAGCAUGCGCGACGGGAAGAAGAAACAACAGCUGCCGUGGGAGCCUCAGCGAAUUCUAAACAAGAUACCUCCACCAAGUCAGCCAAAUCAGCCGUAAAGAAAACGUCUACGUCAAGUCGAGGCACGAAACGCGCAUCACCGGACAGCAAACCCGCAGCCCGGAAACGGCAGAAGAAGCAGCCUACCCGAGAAUCUGAGAUCGAAGAGGAGCAACCCGUUUCGGAGAAGGAGAGCGAGGAAGAUGAGGCCCCAAAGAAGCCCCAGAGCAAGACUGGUAGGGCAAAACGUCGCAGCGUAGAGUCAGACUCUGAGGUGUCAGGCUCAGACGUAGAAGAGUCAAACAAGGUGGCCACGAAGAAUACCAGCAGCAAGUCAACAGAAAACAGCACAGAUGAAAAGCUAUCACCUCCGCCGGAAUCCGAGAGCGAGCUAUCCGAGCUGAUUGACGAAGGGCCCGUCAGAAAGAAAGGGAAGAAACAGAUCGCAUCCUCAGCAACAGCAGGCAAGAAGGGCGGGAAGAACAAAUCGGCAAAGUUAUCCAAGGAUACUUCUGACCUCGAUCCUCAGGAUGCCGAAAUCAAGCGACUCCAAUCGUGGUUACUCAAAUGCGGCAUUCGAAAAAUGUGGUAUCGGGAGCUGGCUCCAUAUGAUACCAAGAAUGCCAAGAUUGCACAUCUGCGAGACAUGCUCAAGGAGGCGGGCAUGGAAGGCAGAUUUUCAGCAGAAAAAGCCAAGCAAAUAAAAGAAGAACGGGAGCUUAAAGCGGAACUCGAGGCGGUACAAGAGGGCGCCAAGCAAUGGGGUCACUCCGGCAGUGAAAAUGAGGAGGAUGGCACCGAUUCCGGCAGAAAGCCACGAAGAAGGCUGGCAAGGGGACUCCGAGAGCUGGACUUCCUCGGCGAUGAUGAUGGAGAGGAGACAGACUGAUUUGUAGAAUUCGUCCGAAAUGGCAAGGCAACGGCUAGAUACAGGGUGGCAGUUCGUUGCAUAGAGUCGUAUUAAAAUACCAGCAGUCAUCCGCAGAUGAGCCCAUCAUAUCUUAGCCGGAUGGUAAUUUAUAAAGUAAUAAGGCUCAUGACGAUGCUAUAGUGAGAAUGAUAGAUUAUGCAUCUGAUAGAAGCUUGGCUCCGCUCAUUUUCUGAGCCAUUAAGCUAAAGACUGCAACAG